UGGCCUGGCCCCAUCCCUUCGCCAUGAAGCAGCUGUGCCUUUGCGCAUCCGCCUCCUUUGCGCUCCGGCUCGGUCCCACCGACCUUGGCUCCUGCCCGCCCUGUGGCCCGUGCCCUAUCCCGAAACCCGCAGCAAGAGGCAGGCGCCAGGGCCAAGACUGGAGCAAAAAUGACCAGCGCCUGCUCCAGGCCGUGGAGAACAACGAUGAGGCCAGAGUGGCCUCGUUGAUCGCCCACAAAGGGCUGGUCCCCACAAAACUGGACCCCGAGGGCAAGUCUGCGUUCCACUUAGCGGCCAUGAAGGGUGCCGUGGGCUGUCUGGAGGUGAUGCUGGCUCAAGGCUCAGACGUCAUGAGCACAGAUGGAGCAGGUUACAAUGCCCUUCACCUGGCAGCCAAGUAUGGGCACCCUGAGUGUCUGAAGCAGCUCUUGGAGGCUUCCUGCGUGGUGGACAUUGAGGACAGCAGUGGGUGGACAGCCCUUCAUCAUGCAGCGGCUGGUGGCUGUCUGUCCUGUUCAAAGCUGCUCUGCUCUUUCAAGGCACACAUGAACCCCCGGGAUCGGUCGGGAGCCACGCCUCUCAUCAUAGCGGCCCAGAUGUGUCACACAGAUCUCUGCCGCCUCCUCCUGCAGCAGGGGGCUGCAGCAAACGACCAGGACCUGCAAGGCAGGACAGCCUUGAUGCUGGCGUGUGAGGGGGCCAGCCCGGAGACCGUUGAAGUACUCCUGCAGGGUGGAGCCCAGGUGGGCAUCACUGAUGCCCUGGGCCAGGACGCCACUCACUACGGAGCCCUGACGGGGGACAAAGUCAUCUUGCAGCUUCUACAGGAGUUUGCACAACGCCCUUCACCUCCCAGUGCCUCUCCAGAGGAUGACUCCGGAGAGGCCUCGUCUCAGAACUCGGUGUCCAGCCAUGAAAAGCAAGGGGCCCCCAAGAAGCGGAAGGCACCCCAACCUCCAGCCAGCAUGCCUGUUCCCGACGACCAGGAUGCUUAUGAGGAGAUUGUGCGCCUGCGCCAAGAGAGAGGCCGGCUCCUGCAGAAGAUCAGGGGCCUGGAACAGCACAAGGAAAGGAGGAGAAAGGAGCCCCUGGAGGCCGAGGCCAGCUCAGUGCACAGCCUUGAGAGGCAGGUGCAGGAGCUGCAGCAACUGCUGGCAGAGAAGCAGGAGGAGAAGGAGAGUCUGGGCCGGGAGGUGGAGAGCCUGCAGAGCCGCCUGUCCCUUCUGGAGAAUGAUAGAGAGAACACCAGCUACGACGUGGUCACCCUGCAGGACGAGGAGGCUGAGAUGCCUGACUUUCCAGGAGCUGAUGCGCUGUUGUCAAAGCAGCAACGUCUGUCAGCUGACGAGCUGGUGGCAUCCCUGCAGGAGCAGGUAGCUCAGCUCACCAGGCAGAACCAGGAGCUGUUGGAGAAGGUCCAGAUCCUUGAGGAGUUUGAGAAGGACGAGGUGCAGAUGGUGGAAGACAAUCAGCCUGAAGUGGUCCCUCUGGUCUUGUAUGAUACUCUGAGGAUAGAAGUUGAGCAGCUCCGGAGGCAGCACACAGAGGCCAUGCAUGCACUGCAGGAGCAGCGGGAGGUGGCCAGGGGUCAUGGAGAAGAGACAGUACAGAAGGAGAGCAGGGACAAGGGGACCACCACCCAGAAUGGUCCUAGCGUCCCGGAGCUCAAUGGUACCACAUAUCCAGAAACCCCAGCAAAUGGCACCACCGAACCCCAAGCAGAAGGCUGCUUGGGCACCGGAAACACAGAAGCCAGUGCUUCAGAAGUGACACCUAUAGAGCCCGAGGCUGCAAGUUCAGAGGCCACGGGGAAAGAUGCUGCGGCAGACGAGGCUGUGGACACGAGAACCACUGGGGCUCAGGCCCUAGACGUGAAAGCUGUAGGUGACAAAGCUGAAAGAGAGCCGGUGGUGGCGGAAGCCAUGGGAGGGGAAGGGAAUCCAGGCAUGGAGGCUGAUGGGGUGCGUGUGGUGCAGGAGGGGCUCCCCGACACAGGGAUUAGAAACACGGAGGCCACGGGAGUAGAAUUGCAGGAUACCGGAGUUCAGGCCACAGCAGCAGAGUCCACGGUAGUGAAGUCCACGGGAGUGCAGGCCACAGUGGCAGAGGUCAUAGGAGUGAAGGUCACAGGAGUGCAGGUCACAGCGACAGAGGACACAGUAGCCAAGGCCACUGGAGCUGAAGCCCCGGGAGCAGAAGCCAUGGGGGCGCAGGCCACUAUGACUGAGGUUACGGAAACUCAGGCCACCACCCUGGAAACCAUGGGAGCAGAGGAGGCCACGGGGUCACAAGCCAUGGCCGUAGAGACCACAGGCACGCAGGCCACUGUGACAGAGGCCAACGGAGCCGAGGCCGUAGGACUCAAGGCCUCGGAAGCCGGGGCCGCUUGCACUGAGAGUCCCUGUGCUGCGGUCUUGCACCCGGGGGCAGCGGCAGCGGCGGCGGCGCUGCAGGCCGAGCUGGAGACCCGAAUCCGCGGCCUGGAGGAGACGCUUCGCCUGCGGGAAAGGGAGGCGGCGGCCGAGCUGGAGGCCGCCCGGGACCGAUUUGCGGAGGCUGAGGAAGCGGCACGGGGGAGGAGCCGGGAGCUGGAGACGCUGCGGGAGCUGCUGGCCACGGCCACGGCCACGGGCGAGCGCGCACGCGAGGAGGCCGCUGAGCUGCGCCGAGCGCUGACGGCCUCCGAGGCUCGGGCUGCCGAGCUCAGCUCCGCGCACGAUGCGGUCCGCGAGGAGCUCGAGCGCGUGCGCGGGGCCUCGGUUCCUGCGGACGAGCACGAGCAGGCGCUGGGCGCGCUGCGCGACCACGUGACCCGGCUGCAGGCGCAGCUGGAGGAGCUGGCGCGCAAGCACGAGAGGACCAGCGCCGAAGUCUUCCAGGUGCAGCGGGAGGCAUUGUUUAUGAAGAGCGAGAGGCACGCGGCUGAGGCCCAGCUGGCCACGGCCGAACAGCAGCUCCGGGGGCUUCGUACAGAGGCCGAGAGGGCACGCCAGGCGCAGAGCCGUGCCCAGGAGGCCCUGGACAAGGCCAAGGAGAAGGACAAGAAGAUCACAGAACUGUCCAAAGAAGUCUUCUCACUGAAGGAAUCUCUGAAGGCGCAGCAGGCAGCCCCUGCCAGCUCUGAGGAGGAGGAAGCCCUCCGUGGCCAGGUGUCAGCCUUGCAGCAGCGCAUGGAGGAGGAGGCCCGGGAGCACGGUGCCGUGGUGGCUUUAUACCGUACCCAUCUCCUGUAUGCCAUUCAGGGACAGAUGGAUGAGGACGUCCAGUGCAUUCUCAGCCAGAUCCUGCAGAUGCAGCGGUUGCAGGCUCAGGGUCGCUGAGGACACAGCUGGGCUCUUCACUCUCCGUCCUUCACCACUGCGAGCUGAAGCCACAGAGGCCACCUUCCCUUUCCCAUGCCCCAGGGUGCUGAACGGACUCAGCAGGCUCUGGGAGCCAGUCUGGGACCUUACCCAUCACUCCACAGCUUACAGCACUCCCCAUCUGAUGGUACAUCUCCCACUAUGCCAUCUGUAUCCCACCCACCCACCCAGGAGUGUAAACUCACUGCAAGAGGGAGACGUAACCGCUGGGCGAGGGCAGGGAUGGCGCAGGGGUUCAGAUGCUAGUCUGAUAUUCUGGACCCAAAACAGUUACAGCAAUAAAUAUGAAUGCAAUGCUGUAUUUGAAUAAACCAGGGGAUAGUGUUGUGGCUCAGAGGUGGAGUCCUGCGGAGAAUACCCCGUGAGGGGCUGGUGUCACGGGUAGGGCAGCAUGGGUGUGUGGGUUCGCACGGGUCCGUAAAAUAAAGACUCAGAGAUUCUUGAGAAUGAACCUAGCCUUUGAGGCCGCAGGGGCUCAGCCUCUUUGGACUGAAGCUUUCCCUUCGCCUCUUGGCAUUUUAAUUUCUUCCUAUGUUUAUACUUUAGCUCGUAGAUUUCCAUAUCUCAAACCGAAUGGAGUGUCCACACUACAUUGCCAAGUGCAAAUACCUGAUUUAUGAGGUACCAUGGUUUUCUGGGUUUCCCCAUAGCCAAGUCUGCCUAGGCUUUGCAUCCAUGGGAACCUCUCAGAUGAGAUUCACACAGGGCAACAAAAGGUAUCUGUAACACAAAGGAUGGGUUAGGGGUCUGGGCACUAAAGCCAGAGCUACACCGGGUACCUGGCCCAAUGGCGGUGCCAGCCCAGUGGAGGCUUGGGCUGUUACAGGCUGGAGGCGUGGUCAAGGAGGAGCCCGGCCUUUGCUCCAGAGGCAGUGAGACAUGGGAGUGGAGCUGAUGUUUUAGGUGGACUAAAAUCCAAUGCAAUAGCUAAUGUUUUUCAAAGUCCCUGACAAUAUAAGGUCUGAGGGUUAGGAAAGGUUUUGUGACGACAGCCAAGGCUGCGGGAAGAAAGUCUGUCUGCAAAUACCAAAGGAAUAAAGUUCUGGUAAGUUCAAGUUCUAUACCGUCACAAGGACGUGUCCCACACGGCAAAAACACAAACUCUAGACAGUCACAAGGAUGUGUCCCACGUGGCAAAAACAAGAUUUUCCUCAGAGGCGCAAACAUUCUAUUGGAUAACAGCAUCAAGCAAUAAUGGAUAAUCUAAAUAGAUUCACUCCUAUCCUCUGCUCCUGGGAGGAGCACAAACACACAUUCCUAGAAUGAUUCCAGUUUUGUUUUGUGUGUGUUUUUGGAGUCAG
Messenger RNA from Microtus ochrogaster (prairie vole), 4663 nucleotides. It is a transcript of the gene Ankrd24, whose product is annotated as ankyrin repeat domain 24. The record is from RefSeq and is a predicted model, not a curated record. NCBI's taxonomy places the organism in Eukaryota, Metazoa, Chordata, Mammalia, Rodentia, Cricetidae. Gene Ontology annotation, molecular function: actin binding.